GUGGUGCUUCGACAUGGCUGGAGACGAUUUUGCCAAAGCUUAAUGCUGGUCGGGCUCCCUUGGUCCUGGUUCGACCAUGGCCAACGAAAAGGCGGAAUGGGUCGAGAUAAUCGAGCCUCGCACCAAGGAGCACAUGUACGCCAACCUGACGACGGGCGAGUGCGUCUGGGACCCACCCAUAGGCGUCAAAAUCAAGCUGACCGAUGACAACCAGUGGUGGGAGUUGUUUGACCAGAACACGUCACGCUUCUACUACUACAACGCCAGCAGCCAGCUGACCGUCUGGCACCGGCCGAAGAACUGCGACAUCAUCCCGCUCGCCAAGCUUCAGACGUUGAAAGAGAGCACAGAGCUUGAAGAGCAGGUCUUGAGGUCGCCCGUUAGGAAAGAGUCCGUGGGAACGCAGACCAGAGUACGGGAGGAGCCAACAACAUGCACCGUCUCCACGCAGACAAGCCCAGCCCCGUCUCCAAGGCAACACCGCAAGCGGGAAGCGCUGCGGUGUGGGGCACAGCUGCCGCUGCACCACUACAUCCUGGAGCAGGCCAAGCUGCUGGGCUACCGGCUGGACCUGUUCGAGGACGGUUCCUCAUCCUCAGCCUCCUCUGCGGCCGGCGACUGGGGCCACGACAACGACGACGAGGAAGACUUUGCCGACGACGAGGCCAUGAGCGCCCCAUCGUCGCCAUCGUCCUCCCAGGACGAGGGAGAUGGCCACGACGCGGCUGCCGGUCGCUUCUCUGCUGAGAGUGAUAAUGGCAGCUGGACGUCAGGCUCCCCUGUCGGCCAUCCUGCAGCCACGCAGCAUGCUUCCCUGCGGCGAGUUGGUCACUCCAGGCCAGAUGGUGGAAGCCUGCUGGAGAAGUCACAGUCAUUCCAGGUGGCGGGGGGCUCUCGGGAGGCAUCACCCGCCCUGCGGCCGCUGUCCGCCGAGCGCAAGCCGCCGUCAGAGAGUGACAUUGUCCAGUAUGCCCAGGACAACCUGAACCGGCACAAGCGGGGCCUGUUUCGGCGAAAGUUCUCCCUGCGAGACAUGCUGUCCUGGUCCAAGGACCCCAUCCGCCAGCCCAUGAUCAUGACUACCGACAAGUCCCUCAAGCACGACGCCUGCCACCUCUUCAAGCUCAUACAGGCAUACAUGGGCGACCGCAAGUGGAAGGCCACACCCGAGCAGGUGUCGGUGGAGAUCGCCACCCGAGGCUGGAGCCAGGCGGCGCUGCGGGACGAGCUGUACAUGCAGAUCUGCCGGCAGACGACGGACAACCCACGUGCUGAGAGCCUGCUGCGUGGCUGGGAGCUUAUGGCCGUCUGUCUGGGCAUCUUUCCCCCAUCGGCCACCUUUCGGCCCUACCUGGAGAGCUAUGUCCAGCGGCACCGGGACGACAUGGCAGUGGGCGCCUAUGCCGGUGCCUGCGCGCAAAGGCUCGAGCGCGGCGCCCAGUGCGGGCCCAAGCGAGGCUUGCGGCGGCCCACAGCCGAGGAGGUGGCUCAGUCGCGGGCGCACCUCUUCCGGCCCUCCAUGUUUGGCAGCCGUCUGGAGGAAGUGAUGGCGCUGCAGUGCGAGCGCUUCCCCGACCGCUGCCUCCCCUGGGUGCAGACGACCCUGUCGGAGGCCGUGCUGCGGUUGCACGGUGCCCAGACGGAGGGCAUCUUCCGUGUGCCGGGAGACAUCGACGAGGUCAAUGCCUUAAAGGUGCGGCUGGAUGAGUGGCAAACGGUGGACUGUGCCAACGGCAGCGACCCGCACGUGCCGGCGUCGCUGCUCAAGCUGUGGUACCGAGAGCUGCACGACCCGCUCAUACCGGCUUCCCUGUACCAGGAGUGUGUUGACUGCUGCGGCGAGCCCCAGGUGGUGCUGGCACUGGUUCGGCGCAUGCCCGAGCUAAAUCAGCGUGUCCUCGCCUAUCUCAUCCGGUUCCUGCAGGUUUUUGCUGCCCCUGAAAAUGCUGCACUGACGAAGAUGGAUGCCAGCAACCUGGCCAUGGUGAUGGCACCCAACUGCCUACGCUGCACGUCGGACGACCCGCGGGUCAUCUUUGACAACACUCGCAAGGAGAUGGCAUUUGUGCGAACCCUCAUUCAGACGCUGGACACUAGCUUCAUGGAGGGCGUCCUAUGACCCCCGCUAAUCCACGCUGACCUUAGCUGCUCCAAGCAGCGCUGUAUCAGCAGAUGGACGGGCUAGUUCAUUGUUCGCAUUCUUCAUUGUGACGAGAGUCCGUGUGACAAAAGACUGGUGGCAUUGAAAGCCUGAGGCAGCUCGAAGCAAGCACGGAGGCCAUGGAUGUGAUAGCAAUGGCAGUAGGAGGAAGAGCCGAACAGUGUUGUUGGGAACAUUUGCAGCUCGGUCUUGCUUGACUGCCAACAAUGGCCAGCAGAGUAGUAGGCAGUGGCUUUUUGAUGCCGAUUGAUUUAAACAUUGCCUCAGUACGCUAUCUUGGGUAGGUCAAGUGUCGAACAGACGAUGGAGGAAAUGUCUCGCGGAAGCUUCUCAGCCCCUGCUACUCCCGAGGAAACUAGCAUUAUUUCGAGCUAGUUAGAACUCCCAGUAUGUAUUAAUGUAACAUCUAUGUUUGGGCGAGUUUGAGUGUGCAAAAGCAUGCAGCAAGGAAGCUGUGUAACUUGGCAUUAUAUGUUCCCAG
Messenger RNA from Dermacentor andersoni, 2642 nucleotides. RefSeq names its product MyTH4 and RhoGAP_KIAA1688 domain-containing protein RhoGAP93B (gene RhoGAP93B). NCBI's taxonomy places the organism in Eukaryota, Metazoa, Arthropoda, Arachnida, Ixodida, Ixodidae. The record is from RefSeq and is a predicted model, not a curated record. Gene Ontology annotation, molecular function: GTPase activator activity; protein binding. Gene Ontology annotation, biological process: signal transduction. Gene Ontology annotation, cellular component: cytoplasm; cytoskeleton.